UGUUUAGCCAAGUUACUGUAACCGAAUUGUAUUGAAAUUCGAAAAGGGCAUUUUACUUUAAAAUUAUCUCUUAACAGCGUAUAUAUGUAUGUAGAGUAUAGACUUGAUUCUGUAAAGCAAAUAGCCAACAUGUCCUCAGAAGAAGUAGUAUCACGUGAAGUGGAAUAUUUGUUAGCAGAAACAAAAUAUGUAUGUUCCCUUGACGAAAAAUCUCUAGCUAAAGCUAAAAAGGAACUGAACGAAAAUCCAAGAGAAAGACAGGCGGCAGUUGAUCAACUUCGAGAAUGGAUUCUACAACAGCCACAUUUCAAAUGCUGCACGGACACGCGUUUCCUGUUAAUGUUCCUCAGAAGGAGUGCAUUCAGUCAGCUUGAAGCCAGAGCUCUCAUCGAGAAUUAUGUUGCCGUAAUAUGUACAAAGUUGGCAUUCUGGGGAAAAGACAUCGACACACACAGUAAAAGUUUAAAAUCGGCGCUUGAAGUCGGUGUGUUAAUUCCGCUUCCUAUUCCUGACGAUGAAGGACGACGCAUAAUCCUUAACACACCAGGUUGUAUUAAAAGCGGCAAAGGAUAUACGAACUUUGACAUCCUUAAGGCGACUUAUGCAAUCAUGACUUACCUUGUACAGUUUGACGAAGCAACGCAGGUUAAUGGCAUAGUUGUGAUAGACGAUCAGACAAAUGUAACACCGAAAGUGAUGACUUAUAUUGGAUUGGAUAAUCUUGUAAAAGUACUUUCUUUUUUUAUGAACAAGUAUCCGAUCAGGAUGAAAGGUUGGCACUUUUACAACGCUGCAGUAGUGGCCCAGACAAUAAUCAGUGCAUUAAAACCGUUUUUACCCCAGAAGAUUCAGGACAGGAUGUUCCUAUAUGGGAAUAACAUGGAAGACGUAUAUAAACAUAUCCCAAUGAGAUUGCUGCCCCGGGAAUAUCUCCCUGAUGAGUAUACUGGACCUUGUCAAGGAUCACUAUCAGCGAUUCAAGCAAGCUAUAAAAAAGCGUUAAACAGCAAGGCUGUGCGAGAUAAGAUUUGGAACAUUACGUCAUCGGGUAUGACCUAUGAUGAAACGAAGAAACCUGGUGACGUUGGACCACAAGCCUCUUUCAGAAAAUUAAACAUAGACUGAUAAGGGAUUGCAUUUUUGAUUGCUAUGGAUACUUGAUAUCAAUAUAUUAUCCUACACUUAGUGUACUAAAUGUUUAAUAACAUUAAAAAAUAAAUUUGAUAUUUAUUGGCAAAAUGAAUAACCGGAGGAUAUCGUUACGAUAUACUCCGGGUGGAGGAUAUCGU
Messenger RNA from Owenia fusiformis, 1289 nucleotides. The record is from the annotation of a GenBank genome assembly. NCBI's taxonomy places the organism in Eukaryota, Metazoa, Annelida, Polychaeta, Sabellida, Oweniidae.